AUGCUCAACUGCAUCGACAACUCGGGCGCCGCCCUGGUCGAGUGCGCCAUGGUCGUUGGGCAGAAGCGCCACGCCAGCAUCGGUGACCGCAUCGUGUGCGUCGUGCAGCAGCAGCGCGGCGCCAACGCCGAGGGCAUGAGCGCCGCCUCGGGCAACAAGGUCAAGCGCGGCGACAUCCGCCACGCCGUCGUCGUCCGCACAAAGUACAAGGUCCAGCGCCCCGACGGCAGCGUCGUCCGCUUCGACGACAACGCCUGCGUCCUCAUCAACAAGGCCGGCGACCCCAUCGGCUCCCGCAUCAACGGCGUCGUCGGCGCCGAGCUGCGCCGCAAGAAGUGGAGCAAGAUCCUCAGCAUGGCCUCCAUGCACGCCUAG
Messenger RNA from Diaporthe batatas, 375 nucleotides. RefSeq names its product mitochondrial 54S ribosomal protein YmL38/YmL34. Lineage: Eukaryota; Fungi; Ascomycota; Sordariomycetes; Diaporthales; Diaporthaceae. Gene Ontology annotation, molecular function: structural constituent of ribosome; large ribosomal subunit rRNA binding. The transcript has a single exon. The coding region runs from base 1 to 375 and encodes 124 amino acids. Gene Ontology annotation, biological process: translation. The record is from RefSeq and is a predicted model, not a curated record. Gene Ontology annotation, cellular component: mitochondrial large ribosomal subunit; ribosome.